Photinus pyralis (common eastern firefly) is the source of this 1823-nucleotide messenger RNA. RefSeq lists its product as uncharacterized. NCBI's taxonomy places the organism in Eukaryota, Metazoa, Arthropoda, Insecta, Coleoptera, Lampyridae. The record is from RefSeq and is a predicted model, not a curated record. The coding region runs from base 357 to 1823 and encodes 488 amino acids. The transcript has 2 exons.
CACAAUUACCGUAACCAGUCUUAACUAACAAUUUCAAUGUUUUAAAUUCAAAUUUGGCGCCUUAUUCAAGUGCUUUUCAUAUUUUAAAGUUGUAUAUCAACUUACGUAUUGCGCAGGCAACGUAAUGCGAUUAGGCGGUAUUUCCUAUUUAGACUCGUAACAGCCAUAAGGCCAUAUUUACCAGAUUUUUAUAAUUAUUAAUUGAAGUGAAAAGGCUGGUGUUAGGUUUUUGUUGGAAAUUACAACUAAUUGUUGUGGAGUGGAAAUAAAGCAUUUUGUAAUCUUUGAUCGUCGAUACAAACCCAUUCCCGAACAUCUGGCGCCCAACGUGAGGCGAUUAAAGGAAUAACUGCAAAAUGCCGACGGAUCGCACACCACAUGAACAAACUGCAGGCGAAUACAACCUGAGAAGUAAGGUGCGACAAGGGGCCAUCCCAAAGCAGCAAUAUGUUACGGCAGCGGGUGGCGUAUCGCAGAACGAAGCGGAACAGAUAACACCACUGACGAGGCGAGAAUUGUUUAAAUCAUCAUCGGGUCCGUUUUAUCAGCGAGUAUCGAGUGUUCCGAUAAACGACAGGCAGGACGCAGCUACCGAUAUGUCGGUUCCUGAAUUUUUUCAAAGCUACAUGGCAGGGCAAAAACAUCCGAAGCAGCUGGGGACUAUCAAUCCAGCAGAAAUGGAGAGUGCAUCAGGUUUGCAACCCCAUAUGGUAGAAGCGGGUUAUCAAGGUCUACCACAAGAAGACAAAUUGAUUAGAGAGAAAGGUGGAAGAGAAGAAGGCGGUAAUCAGAAGACCUUAUGUGAACAGGAGAAGGCGAUGGGAAAACCUAAAGCUUUUCCGUGGGAAGAAGAUGGAUUCUGUAGUACUCGUAAUAUUGUAAAUAGUAAUCGUACAUCAAAUCAUUGUUCUAACAACCAUAAUGUAAACCAGUUAGUAACAGACAUUGUUUCACAGGUGAUUGAAAAAUUGCAGCAAAGCGGGCAAGUACCAAACACCAGGUUAUCACGAAACGAUAACGUGCAGGGAUUUAUGCCAAACCCAGAUAUGUUUGAAAUAGAUGAUCGCAGUGCGUGUGAGGACGCUAUACGUAAGUUUAAUAAAUUUGAUAUAAACAAAAGGCUUCCAAUCUUUGACAAUAAGGGCAUGGUUCACCCAUUGGAAUUUUUGGAGCAGGUAGAUUGCUAUUAUAAUUUGAAUAAGGUACCGUAUUCAUACUUCAGAAUGGUAGUUGCGAAUCAAUUUCGAGGCGAAGCCUUAUCGUGGAGUCAAACGCAUAUGCAUACUUUUUCAAAUUUUGACGAAUUUAAAGCAGGCUUUCGAGAUUUUUUCUGGUCAGAUGUGAUUCAAUCUGAAUGUUUAUAUAAUUUAGAAAAAAAUAAAUACUACGCUAGCAUGGGGUCAUUCAGUCAGCAUUUUAUGCGUAGUGUGGCACUAGCGAAACAUAUUUCAUAUCCUGAGCAUUUCAUUAUCCAGAAGCUAUCCAGAAAUUAUCCUCCCCAUAUUGCAACUCAUUUGGUAGGGAUGAAACGCUUUGCGGAUGCGAUAGGACGUUUGCGGCAGGCUGAGUAUUAUUUUGCGCCUGAGGUUAAAAACGUGGAAGUAGAAAAACAAAUCAGUAAUCGCGAAGUGUUGCAAAAACCAAGGUUUCAGUAUAAUAGAAAUUCGUGGGGCGAUAACGCCGCGCGCGCUCAGGAAAGUAACGUUUUUCGUAAUAAAAACAAAUUUGAUCAAAAAAUACCCACGGUUGAAGUUCAAAGCGACUCACUAGCGGAUAACCAUGACAUCCUUUCGGGAAACGACGGGGACUCUCACGAAAAUUAG